AUGCGGCACUCCUCCAACAAUUUACAGAUGGAGUUAAAUGUCGGAUGUUCCUUACUACAUUUGGAGGAGCGCCUCAAAGGUGGUUCAAGCGACUACCGGAAAAUUCUUUUUGCCGCUUUAAAGAUUUUUGCAAGGAAUUCUCCUACCAAUUUUGAUAUAUUGAUUGAGCGAGCUUCGGAGUUCAUCAAUGUGGAAGAGGCUCAAGUUGCCAGGAGGAAGGAUAUUACUACUUCUAUGUCAGUUCCUAAUGUAGCAUGUCCGGUGGAACCUUUCCAGCUCCCUAAAGGACCUCGAACAGAUCUGCAUCAUCAUCAUCCAGAGCCUCAACCUCAAACAAUACAACAUAUAGAUGCUCCCACGCAUUUCCCGCAAAGGGUAUUGCAGGACGUCCCUAUUCUUGUCAUGGUCAGCAUGCUUGCCUAUUUCUGUUUCCUGGAGCAACUCUUAGUUAGUGAAUUGGGUCCCCAAGCUCUUGCCGUAUCUUUGCCAUUUUCUUGUGUUCUAGGUCUUCUCGCAUCCAUGAUAGCUUCAACGAUGGUGAGCCAGAGCUACAUUUGGUCCUAUGCAUCGUUCCAAUUUGCACUUGUGAUCCUCUUUGCUCAUGUUUUCUAUAGUGUGCUAGGAGUAAGCCCUGUGUUCUACAUUUUACUUUCCUCAUUUACAGGGUUUGGUAUUUCAAUCAGUAUGAACUCUUUGCUCAUUGAGUAUUUAAGAUGGAGGGCUAGGAGAACUUUGCGCUCGGUCCAACUUAAUCAGAGUCAGCAGCAGAAUGAAGCCAGAAACCUUGCUGGAGUUGAAGAUGGAGAUGACACAAGGCAGCAAGACUUGGAGAACCAGAUUCAAGAUCCUAACCCUUUGCAACAUGGACAAAAUCAUUCGUAAAGACUUUGAGGUAUGAUCUACCAACUUGAUGCAAGAGAUCAAAUUUUGUGCGCCUUAUAUUGAUUGAUGUUUUUAUUGAUGGUUGCGAUAGAUAGGCUUGAACA
Molecule: messenger RNA, 986 nt
Organism: Zingiber officinale
Lineage: Eukaryota; Viridiplantae; Streptophyta; Magnoliopsida; Zingiberales; Zingiberaceae
Exons: 6
Coding region: 1-882 (293 amino acids)
Source: RefSeq, a predicted model, not a curated record